Messenger RNA from Danaus plexippus (monarch butterfly), 1983 nucleotides. RefSeq names its product eukaryotic initiation factor 4A (gene eIF4A). Gene Ontology annotation, molecular function: RNA binding; ATP binding; RNA helicase activity. The transcript is spliced from 7 exons. The record is from RefSeq and is a predicted model, not a curated record. Lineage: Eukaryota; Metazoa; Arthropoda; Insecta; Lepidoptera; Nymphalidae. The coding region runs from base 138 to 1403 and encodes 421 amino acids.
UAAAAUAAUAUAAUAAAAUUACAGUGUUAACAUUAAAAUCAAUAAAAAUUUGUUUUUGAUAUUAUAUUAAAAAAAGCUUCUGCUAAACUUAACUUGACCUUGCUAGUUCUUUUCCGUUCAGCUACCGCGAUUGGAACAUGUCCUAUUCACCUGAAAGAAGAUCGGAAGAUUGGCCGGAGGAUCCUAAGAAUGGGCCGUCAAAGGAUCAAGGCAGUUACGAUGGACCUCCGGGUAUGGAGCCCGGCGGCGCCCUCGACACAAACUGGCAUGAAGUCGUGGAAAGCUUUGAUGACAUGAAGUUGAAAGAGGAAUUGUUGCGAGGAAUUUACGCUUACGGUUUUGAGAAACCUUCAGCCAUCCAACAACGCGCAAUCAUGCCCUGCAUCAAGGGUCGUGACGUUAUAGCUCAAGCCCAGUCUGGUACUGGCAAAACUGCUACUUUCUCAAUUUCGAUUCUACAACAUAUUGAUACUAGUGUUCGCGAGUGUCAAGCUUUGAUUUUAGCUCCGACUCGGGAAUUAGCUCAACAAAUUCAGAAGGUUGUGAUUGCCCUGGGUGAUCAUCUGAAUGCUAAGUGCCAUGCUUGUAUCGGUGGUACUAAUGUACGUGAGGAUAUACGUCAGCUGGAGAGUGGUGUCCAUGUUGUUGUGGGCACCCCUGGUCGUGUAUAUGAUAUGAUCACUCGUCGGGCACUCCGCGCUAACACGAUUAAGCUGUUUGUGCUCGACGAGGCUGAUGAAAUGUUGUCAAGAGGAUUUAAAGAUCAAAUCCAUGAUGUCUUCAAGAUGUUGUCAUCUGAUGUUCAAGUCAUUUUGCUAUCUGCUACUAUGCCUGAUGAUGUGUUAGAGGUCUCCCGCUGCUUUAUGAGAGAUCCUGUUCGUAUUCUUGUGCAGAAGGAAGAGCUCACACUGGAAGGUAUUAAACAGUUCUUCAUCUCAAUUGAUAUUGAAGAUUGGAAAUUGGACACACUCUGUGACUUGUACGAUACUCUUUCUAUCGCCCAAGCCGUCAUCUUCUGUAACACACGUCGCAAGGUCGACUGGCUGACCGAGUCCAUGCAUCAGCGUGAUUUCACGGUAUCUGCCAUGCACGGUGACAUGGACCAGCGCGAGCGUGAAGUGAUCAUGCGUCAGUUCCGUACAGGCUCGUCCCGUGUACUGAUCACAACCGAUCUGUUGGCGCGAGGCAUCGACGUGCAGCAAGUGUCCUGCGUCAUCAACUACGAUCUACCCACCAACCGAGAGAAUUACAUCCAUCGUAUCGGACGAGGUGGUCGUUUCGGUCGUAAGGGGAUCGCCAUCAACUUUGUGACUGAAGCUGACAAGAGGGCGCUGAAGGAUAUCGAGGAGUUUUACCAUACUACUAUUACGGAAAUGCCCAACGAUGUGGCUAACCUCAUCUGAGGUGGCGGCGCAUUCCACUUUAUAAUUUGUGUCCUGCAUUCUAUUGCGAUAUUUAAACGGUGUGAGUAUUAGGAGCAGCCUCCUAACUACCGCUGUGCUGUUUUUUUAUUGGAACGUUUAAUUUGGACCGAUACUUUAUUUUAGUUUAAUGAAAUAAUUACUAGUACUAUCAUAGACGUAUCUAUAUAAGUUUAAUCUACAUAGAAUAAGCCCGGCCCGGCCGGAUGGCCCCCGUUCCGCUUGGCCCUCCCUGCUACCUGCAGAGGGGUCUCAUCGGGUACUGGAGAGGCUAUUUCAAUCACAAAAGUACUAGAAGGAAAUAUUGUAUUGUAGCUUUUUUCCAGUUGUACAUAACAUGGUAAACUGUUUUUGUAAUACGGUAAAUAAAUAUGAUUAAAUAUUUUGACUGUAUUGUUAUUGAUAUGAGAUUGUAGCGCUCCAUUCCCGAUCGGAACCUUAAUUUCUAAUCAGCCUUUUAUUCAACUGUACAAAUUUUAUUUACAGAAAAUCUACCAACUGAGCUGUUGAAACGCACUUUGGACACAACUAUGUGGAAAUAAUAAAUCAAAAUUUCCUCUAA